AUGGCCACCUCAAAUGGGAAAGGUGAAAAAGUGUCCAAAUUUGAGACUUUAAAACUGUUGGAGAAAUGCAGAAAGGAAAGAGAUGAUGCCAUGCACAGAGAAAGUGUUCUCAGAGAGAAACUCCGACAGUAUGAGUCAAGGAUGCGUUCAACUGAGGCUCUGAAACAGAAACUGAAAACCAUGACCAUGGACAACAAGGAGCUGAGGAAACAGGUGAAGGCUCUUCGUACUGAGAUUGGACUUGAAUGCAGCCCCAAGUUCAAUGGAAAGACCACAAAGGACAUAAUCAAUGACUUGCAUGAGAAGGAGCGUGAGUGCAGUUCCUUGGUGGAGAAGGCUGGGAAACUGAGCCUGACCAUUGAUGAUUUGACAUCAGAGUUGGCAAAUACAGUCACGUCUAAAACUCUUUUAGAGGACCAAGUUCAGUCAUUGCAGCAAAACCUCAAGGACAUGACAAAUAAUCAGCGCCGUUUGCUAAAGCUGUGGGAGGACAAGAAGGCCCAGAGGGAGCAGUUCGCCCUCCCUGCAAUUACGCAGAAACCUGGACAGAAACCAUUUAUUCAUAAAGCAAUUCAAACUGAGAUGUCCAUCAGUUCAUCACAAAAGCUCCCAGUCAAUGCUUUUGAGACCAAGCCAUUCUCUCGGGACAAUGACAAAAAGACUGUUUUGGAUAAACACAGUUUUCCAACUUAUGGAAAUGGCUAUCAUCAUGACAAGAAAGCUUUCAUGCAUGAUGAAACUAAAGGAAUUCAGAACUGA
Molecule: messenger RNA, 759 nt
Organism: Seriola dumerili (greater amberjack)
Lineage: Eukaryota; Metazoa; Chordata; Actinopteri; Carangiformes; Carangidae
Exons: 1
Coding region: 1-759 (252 amino acids)
Source: RefSeq, a predicted model, not a curated record